CAGUUCCUGCCUGUCAGCCAGUGUGUUUGGGUUGCGUUCUUCUUCCCAGUCUUCCUCUGCAUUCCUGUCUUCGUCCUUCCGGGGUGUGUAUGUGCUAGUCUUUAUCGCCUCAGUCCCAUCCCCUUGGUGGAGUUUACGGAGGGGGAGGAGGAGACACCCUCCCAGCUGCAGGCCAGAAUCUCUGCCUCCUCCGCCACGCGGGAGCUCGAUGAGCUCAUGGCCUCGCUGUCCGACUUCAAAGUCCAGAGCAAUUCUGGUUCUCAGUUGUCUGUCAAUAUGAAUACCCUCCUGAUCAGUCAAGGAUCAGAACCCUCCUCCUUGGAGACGAAGUCACCUGCUUCCCCAGUAGUUGUAACCAGAGACCCAACUGGGCCUGGUGAUCUGCAGCUGGAGCCCCCCAGUGACACGUCCCCCUCCUGUAACCCUGUUCCUUUAGACCUCCACAUAGAUGAAGAUGCCUGUUCUGGCCCGCCCUCCUCCACCCACCUCUCAGCUGCUUCACCCUCCUCCGUUUUGUUGGCCUCGUCCCAGAGCCUCCAGUACACCCAGAUUCACACACAGCUGGGAGGAGUAACUGAUCCCAGCGUGAGAACUACGCUGACCUCCCACAUGGAGUCCCUCACUGUGGUCUCUAACACCACAAGCCACACUUUGCCAAAGACCCCCUAUCCUUCUGUUGCCCCCGUUGUAAAGUACAACAGUCCUGCAGUGGAUAAUAAGACCACCAAGACGCCUAGUCCAGUAACUGUUGCCAAGACCCCUAGUCUGGUACCUUUUGCCAAGACCCUUAGUCCCAUGACUCUUGUCAAGACCCAUAGUCCUAUAACUGCUGCCAAGACACUUGGUCCAGUUAUGGUUGCUAAGAGCCCCAGUCCUGUUCCGAUUCCUAAAAGCCUCAGUCCUCUUCCAGUUGCCAAGAGCCCCCGUCCAGUUCUGGUUGCUAAGAGCCCCGUUUUUGUUAGUGUUGCUAAGAGUCCCACUCCUAAAACGAUCACCCUUCAUCAGUCACCCUCCAUUGAUCCAUCUUCCUCACUGAAGGAGAAGCAUCCAGAAACACCUGCUGCUCAGCUAGCAGAGCCCCCUGCUGCAUGUCCUGACUUGGGGAUAACAUGGCCAUGUCGGGAGCCCUUGCUGGAGGACACCCUUGACAGAUUGCUGUCCUUCGACUUUACCCUGCCAGAGGGAGAAGUGAAGCAUGCCAAGGAGACCCAUCGGGACAAAGAGGAGCUUUAUUCCAUGGCAAGAGACAAGGAAAGGACUUGGGAGGACAAGGAAAGUAUUAACCCAAAGCACGGCACGUCCCUGGACGGGCGCGAGGGGACGAUGACCCCCCUUAACAAGGCCAGCUGGAUGGACGACUGUUUGACCCCCUCGACGUGUCCAGGAACCCCCGAGACCACCCUGGACCUGCCCCUGAACCAGCCUUCGGCCGUGGAGAGGCUGUCCACCUCGGGCCAACUCAAGUCGGUUAUCCGCCGCACCAAAGAGACGCCCAACGUGCACCCAAUGUACCGAGACGGGCAUGUGUUAAGGCGUAAACUGGGUCCUGUCAUCUUCACCAAGAGCAGUUCCCAGGACUGUCUCAUCGCAGAGCUGCAGGGCAAGCUGGGAAUCGAACGCGCCGUUGAGCGCCGACGCAAGAAGCAGUCAGACGACUGGCUCACUGAGGGGGUCAUCGUCAUGAACAACCCGCAGCGCAUGCGGGAAGACAAGGCCUCGCCGGUGGUGGACAAGAUCGUCAUCCCUCCUGACUCGCCUGUCCCUCAGAGAAAAGUCAUCCCCCCUCCGCAGUCCCCCCCGGCGCCCAAAAAGCAAACCCCUGUCAAGCAGACCCCUCCGCCCCUGCCUCCUCCCACACCCCCCUCGCCCCCUCCCAGGGUACCCACCCCUCCCCCGCCAUGCACCCCUUCCCCCCCAUCUGUGGUGCAUCAGCCCACUCCUCCCUGGAUGCCGACCCCCAGAGAGCCCACCCCUCCAUCCAGGGAACCUGCCCCGCCCAAAAUCCCCAGCCCCCCGCCCAAUUCUGUCACCCCGCCCCCUCCGCCCAAGGUCUUUGUGUCUGUUGGCUGCCAGACUGAGUACGAUCCCAUCUUCCCACCAAUGGAGGCAUGGAACACUCAAUCCACCUUGUUCAUUUAUCCUUCUGUUUUCUCUAUUUCUCCCGUUCUCUCUUUGGCCUAAUCUGCCUCUCACCUCUUUCUUUUCUCACUAUCACCAACUUUAUUCUCUUUUUCGUCGUUUGUAUUGAGUCGUCUGUCUGAGUGUCAAAACCAAAACUCUUCUCUGUGUGUGUGUGUGUGUGUGUGUGUGUGUGUGUGUGUGUGUGUGUGUGUGUGUGUGUGUGUGUGUGUGUGUGUGUGUGUGUGUGUGUGUGUUGAGAAAACAGAUGUAUUUUGGGCCCUAUCUCUAGCCACUUCUCCACCAAGAGUCCAGGAGAGGGGUUGUGAUAAGGAAGGAGCUCUUUAAGGAUGUGUGAAAUCCAUUCUGUAGAGAUGAAAGAGUAUGACAUCCAGGCUGGCGAGUGAACCGUCUGGGUUUUUGGAGAAUGGUGCCAACUUGGGCCAUGUUGUUCCUUGAAAUCAGUAUCGGGUGGUUGGUGGGGAACAGACAUCAUGGCUCUCUCCUUGAUAUUACAGCCACACUGUCCUGAUACCUGUCAUGACGCUGGGAUGGUUCCCACCUCCCAGAGGACUUGCCUCCAACAGAGGCACUUCAGACCUAACUUUUGACUGUUUAACUUGCCAAGCCCUUUUGACCAAGCCCAAAUCUGAACAGGUUGAAAUAACUUGACUUGUGAUUUAGCUGACUGCAUAGUGUUCUGUUAAGACACUGUUAUUAUAUGCCACUUUUUCUCUCCGUACCUAAUCUAAUUUUCUCCCUACCUCUUUCUCUUUAACAAACACAUCCAGGUCCAAACCAAGUUGGUAUUUGAUUUUACUCCAGAUGGAAGGGUGGUUGUUUAGUGAGGGUUGCCUUUCGUUGGUGAAAUUUGCCUGUACGUGACUGUUAGUCCCUGUGUGCGUUUAUGUGUGUGUGUGCGCGUUCAUGUGUGCGUUUGUGUGUGUGUGCGUUUAUGUGCGUGUUUAUGUGUGUGUGUGCGUGUUUAUGUGUGUGUGUGUGUGCACGUUUUUUGUAAGCAGUAGGCCCACUGACAGGCUAUUUUUUCCCUCUGUGGAAUUUGACUGGGUCAGGAAGCUCCAAUGACCAAACCAUUUGAGAAGUGUAGUUCCCUCCCACCUUGCUUCUGCCCAUCAACAACCCACAGACAAUCAAUAGGCUCUAUAGGUAGCUAAUAAGCAGCGUUACUCUUGGAGACAGUAGUUGGACUGCAGUGCUUUAUGUAAUGUCAGCUUUUAUGCGAUGAGCCGAACAUGUUCUUUCUAGCCUGGCAUGCAUGCCAGCGGCAUUCUCCAUUUCAGCCAUUAAAAAGACUGAUUUCUGUGGCGGGUCACAUAAGCCCAGGGAGAGUGUGUUCUGUUUCGUCAAGAAUAAUUACUGUUGUGUCAAUGAAGACUGAGUUCAAACCAAAAGACUUGAUCCCAGGGGAGCAAUUACGUUCAGAUGUAAUCAGCAGAGUUGUUGAAGAGAGACUCUUCUACGCUUUAAUGGGGUUUUCUGUGAGUUGAGCAGAACAUGAGUUGGGAAGGGAUCUCUAUUUGUGGAACUGUGUUUGCGUGUGUACGUUUCUAUAUGCGAGUGUUAGUGUGUCUGCUUAUUGUCUGCGUGUGUGUUUCUGUGCGUCUGUUUCUUUCUCUGACAUGUCUGUCUGUGUGUGACC
Molecule: messenger RNA, 3778 nt
Organism: Oncorhynchus kisutch (coho salmon)
Lineage: Eukaryota; Metazoa; Chordata; Actinopteri; Salmoniformes; Salmonidae
Product: flocculation protein FLO11-like
Exons: 5
Coding region: 217-2181 (654 amino acids)
Source: RefSeq, a predicted model, not a curated record